AUGGGAAAGGCCGAAGGACGAGGUAAAGAAUGGCAUGGCCAUGUGACAGCUAUAACAGUUGCUUCCGAGUAUCGACGCAUAGGGUUGGCAGAUGGGAUGAUGAAGUUGUUGGAGAACGUAUCAGAUAAAAUGUUAGUGCUUUAUUUAUUCUCUUUAAUUCAUGCACAGUUUAUAACAAAGAUUUUUUAUAUUCUAAAUAAAAGCUAUAAUGGAUAUUUUGUCGAUCUAUUUGUCCGUGUAUCGAACACUGUGGCAAUUGGCAUGUAUAAGAAAUUUGGAUAUUCUGUGUACAGACGCGUUAUCGGUUAUUAUUCGUCUGGUGAUAAUAAUGAAGAGGAUGCUUUUGAUGAGAAUAAAGAAAGUAUUAUUGAGAACGGUGAACAGAAUCUUGUAAAACCAGAAGAUUUAUAG
Racocetra fulgida is the source of this 411-nucleotide messenger RNA. The record is from the annotation of a GenBank genome assembly. Lineage: Eukaryota; Fungi; Glomeromycota; Glomeromycetes; Diversisporales; Gigasporaceae.